AUGUAGCUUCUGCUCAGUUCAUUCGCCUCUAAGAACAUGCGACAAAUGCCACCAAGAAUUCAUAACCGUCCACAACAUUCCCGAGAGCUGCUUCCGAAUUUUGCCCAGCAUCAAACCGACCGAUUACAUCAAGAAGGAACCAGAGUUAAUGAUUGAUGACCACCACGAGUUGCCAGAUGUGGACUUUGGGCGGAUUGAACAGGAUGUCAAAAUGCGAAUUAAAAAAGAGAACGACGGAGAGGUAUUCUUCAUCAGAGGCGAAAUGGACGAAGACGACAAUAUGUCAUUAAUUCCAGAUGCUGGAACAAAUACACAAAAAACAAAUGAAUUGAGUGCUUUGCAGAAGGAAGCUCACACACCUUCGGAACAUCAUAAAAGUAAGGAUGACAUUGCGGAAGAAGGACAAAAACCGUUUAAAUGUAAAAAGUGUGGAAAAACAUUUAGCUUAAAAUACAAACUCAAUGCUCACGUUCGAAAUCAUACUGGUAAACGUCCCUAUUCUUGUCCACAUUGUCCGAAAACGUUCAGACGUCCUUCGGCGCUCAAACAGCACAUUCGAACUCAUACGGCAGUCAUUUCUUCGCAGAUGAACGUCCCCAUCCUUGUCCACAUUGUCCGUUGGCGUUUUGGUAUCCUUCGGACCUCCGAAAGCACACUCGAAAUCAUUCGGAUGAACGUCCAUUUUAAUGUCCGCAUUGUCCAAAAGCGUUUAAGAGGCGUUGCACGCUCAGAAAGCACACUGAAACUCAUCAGCGUAGAAACAGUGAAUGGGAAGGCUCCUCGGACGAAAUUGUAAUGGAAGACCACAUACGGUUAAAAACGGGAGAGAAACAGUUUAAAUGUAAAAUGUAUGGAAAAAUAUUUGGCCUACUAUCCAAGCUUAAACUGCACUUUUUCAUUCAUACCGGUGAACGUCCCUUCGCUUGUCCACAUUGUCCGAAAGCGUUUUCGCAUCCUACGACGCUUCAGAGGCACAUACGAACUCAUACGGGUUGGUAAAAAUUGAUAGCUGAACAUGAACAAUUUGAGGUGCACGAAACCAAAUAGCGAAAGAUUAUCGGAAUGAAACUCAGUAUAGCUUUUAUUGCGUGAAUAAAUGUAACGCGGAAUACAAAACGGGGGGAAAAUGGACGCGUCCCAACAAGAAUGAAAUUAGUUCACAGAUCUGUCACUGAAGGCGUUGCUGAAAUAAAGUGUGGCCAGUUUGGCUGCGAUGUGAAGCACACCGCACUACUCCCCCUUCCUAAUAACACUUUCAUUGUAUCCGGAAACGUACGUGAUGUCCACUUUUAGUUAUGCGGUCAGAUGAUGAAUCAGCAUCCUUGCUGAUGUGGGCCGGUUUUACCCUGUCGAUCGAAACUGUCACUUGUUUGUCUUUAAUUUUAAUGGUGAACAUUUUACUGUUCCUUGAGACGACUUCAUGUGGCCCUGUGAAAGGAGGUUCUAGUGCGGCUCUGACUUUGUCGGUUUUUAGAAAAAUGUGUGUGCACUCCACAAGUUCCUUUGGAAUAUAUACAUGUCGACUUGUGUCAUUAUUAGAAGCUGAUUUUGGUAUUAGCGAGUUCAUUUUUUCUCGUAGGUUGGCUACAAAAGUUUCUUUAGAACCCCAAAGGGGCUGCUUUUCAAUCAUCGCACCGGGAAUUCGAAUGAUCAUACCGUAUAGCAUUUCAGAUGCUGAUGUCUCUCCGCGUACCGCAGUUCUUAGUCCGAGUAGGACUAAUGGUAAAGCAUCGGUCCAACUUGAUUUGUAUGAUUCUAGUGCCGUUUUGAGUGGUCUGUGCCAGCAUUCAAUCAUCCCGUUGGCUUGUGGAUGGUAAGGUGUAGUAUGAAUUCGUUCUAAACCUAAUAAU
This is a messenger RNA of Toxorhynchites rutilus septentrionalis, 1850 nucleotides long. Its product is annotated as zinc finger protein 761-like. Bases 149 to 796 code for a protein of 215 amino acids. Gene Ontology annotation, molecular function: DNA-binding transcription factor activity; RNA polymerase II cis-regulatory region sequence-specific DNA binding. NCBI's taxonomy places the organism in Eukaryota, Metazoa, Arthropoda, Insecta, Diptera, Culicidae. Gene Ontology annotation, biological process: regulation of transcription by RNA polymerase II. The transcript is spliced from 8 exons. The record is from RefSeq and is a predicted model, not a curated record.